This is a messenger RNA of Scomber japonicus (chub mackerel), 3516 nucleotides long. It is a transcript of the gene cdca2, whose product is annotated as cell division cycle associated 2. The transcript has 15 exons. Gene Ontology annotation, biological process: regulation of chromosome segregation; regulation of mitotic nuclear division. Gene Ontology annotation, cellular component: chromosome; nucleus. Bases 287 to 3079 code for a protein of 930 amino acids. The record is from RefSeq and is a predicted model, not a curated record. NCBI's taxonomy places the organism in Eukaryota, Metazoa, Chordata, Actinopteri, Scombriformes, Scombridae.
UCGCUCUCUGCUCUUUUUUUAGUACUGUUUUAAUUUUUUUUUUUACAUGAAUAUGAAUUGGGGAAUUAGCGGCUUUUUAAUGACACUAUAGUCGGCAUUUGUGUUUCUAUGCAUUUUUUUUAUAGCAGGCACCCAUAUAAUUGAUCUUAAAUUUACACGGUAAGUGUUGUUGUCACUGUUACCUUAAUUAACAUCAGUGUUGGACGUUAGCAUUGGUAAGUGCUAACGUCCAGUGUGAAGAGAGGGGAUGAUAAACUAAACAAGUUGCUAGUCUACGAUAAUAACAAUGUCUACCAUAGAGAUGAACACUACUGGCACCGAGGGAGACCAGGGGAUGACAUCGUUGCCCCCCUCAGAAGAGGACAGUCCUCCUGUUAUAAAUGACAUUUCAGCCCUUCUGAAUUUUGCCGAGCUCACACCUUCUCAGUUUGGUAUCUCUGUCCAGAGUUUCACCCCGGCAUCAUCAGACCACAAAGGUAAGUCUCGUGUGGCACAAAUGAAGGCGAGGCGGAGGUCCAGUGUUGGUGUGCGGGGCUCCCCAGAGACAAACUCCCUCAUCCGCUUCAUGGCUCAACAGAGGAUGAAAACUCCGAAAUCCCAGCAAACUCCAGAGCUUGUCAAAAGCAGCCCCUUCCUUCCUCGGGUUGCCUCCACACUGAGGCAGAAGAUGGCUUCCUUCCAGUGCCUGAUGGAUGUGGAGGAGAGAGAGGUCUGUGAUCCGAUGCCAAGGCAGGACAACAACACUGGAGGAUGCAUCAAGACAAGAGAUUAUCUGUCUGAUGGAGAAAACCUCAAUGGAGGGAAAGAGAACCUCCCACCGAUGAUGACACCCACACCCAACAAGAGGAGGCGAGUGGGCCCCCUCGAAGGCUGCAAGAUUGAGAUUAGAGAGGCCAGAACUCCUGUGCUCUUGAAUUUGAAGCAGCAGGAGGAGGAUGUAGACCCGGUGAAACAGGCUGUGACAAAAGGGCCACUGCCAUCAAGAGAGACUGUGCAAGAGGCCCAAGCUGUGCUUAUUUCUCCACCCGUCCAAGCUGAGCCACUCAUGUUUCCUGAGCUUCAGGCCUGUUCAUCUACCAACAGCCAACAGGACGGUGUGUUUGAACUCCAAAGCCCCAGGUGGCCACCGUCUGAUGACCUUGCAGCAGCUUCACCAGCUAAGCCUGCCCUCCCAUUCCUCAUCCCCUCUCUCCCCUCUCUGUUGGAGAUGAAGCCCACAGGAGAGGAUGGUUCCUCAGCAACCUCCACGAUUAAGAAGAAGAAAAAGCAGGUGCGCUUUGGAGGUCCACUCUCCCCUGAGUUCUUUGAUAAAAACCUGCCCCCCAGCACGCCAUUACAGAAGGGGGCCACGCCUGCCCGAGCUCCCACACCAGGCGAGAGGUUAAAGUUGCGCUCGCUGUUGAAGACACCGCAGAAGAGUGAACCCCAGUCCCCGCAAGCACAGCCAGACAUCUGCAGCCCCACGGAGUUCGGUGCCUCCCCUACUUUUGCAAUGCCUCGCAACCGCAGAAUGAAGUGUGUGGGAGAAGACAGUGAGGAGAUGGAUGGAAAGAUCGUUUUCCCUUCAAUGGAUGAGAUUGACUCCACAGGGACUGAUACAGAACCUGUUUGCGACACCCAGCCAUUGAAUUUGGACACUGCUUUCCACGAGGAGUCUCUUUGUGAGAUUCUGACAGAGUCUGUGACUAAACCAAGCACAACUUCUCAGAUGGACACCCUGGAUGAACCCGUAUUUUUACCAGAGGAGGAGAAGCAACUUGAAGCAGAUAUUGAAGCGCCAGCCUCGAGCAGAUCUAGCAACCGAAGGAAAAAGUCUGAACCAAAGAGUGAGACUGCCACUGAGACUCCAGCUCGCUCCAAAAGUCGAAAGAGAAAGCAGCCAGAGGAGACUGAACCUGUGAAGAGGUCGACACGCACUGCUGCCAAGUUGGCCUCUGGGAAGAUGAAGAUGACUGCUACAGCAACACGCCAGUUCAACAAGGAGGUGAACCGCUCCCUGUACGGCUCUCGGGAAUAUGCGUCCAAGGACCCCACCCUCAGCCCCAUUGCUGAGAGUCUGUCCUUCAUCAGCCAGUCUCCAGCAGCACAGCUGACUGACGCUACCAGCUGCACAACCUCAAAUCAGGAGCCAUACUUAACUAAUGAGAUGGGAGAAUCAAUCAAUGACCCUGUGACUGAAGUGGUGUAUGACACUCCAGAGAUGAGUGACAUCACUGUGACAAACACCUCAGAAACUCUUUCAGAAGCCUCAAUCACAUCUGCUAAGACCAGCAAAGAAAGCACCAAAGGAAAGGGGAGGAGGCUGUCAGGGCCGGGGGUCAGAGGAUUAAAGAGGAGGAAGGUCAGCGUGUCAGAAGAUGACCUGCUCAGCAAGGAGACUCAGGACCAGACAGGAGAGAAGAGAGACAAUCACUGUGAAGACAAAACCACUGCAAAUCUAGAGGAGUCAACAGAAACUUCAUUAAAACAAACUGUACCUGAUCAGGAGAGAGUAGACACUGAAGAACUUUAUGUCCAGACGUCUACAGACACACCCUGUACAGACACAGAUGGGAAACCAGAAUGCCCACCUUUAUGUGAAGAAUCCAACAGUUUGAGUGUGCCAACAGAGCCGGCACAGAGUACAGACAAGCGGAACCGGGGGAGACCAAAAGGCAGGAGGAGUUCUGCAUACAGCUCAAUCCUACCAGAGCAGGGAAACCAUGCAGAGAAGCAUCAAACGAGCCAUGAUGUGGAGGAGAAGGGAGACGAAGCAGCGAGCCAGCAGGAAAACAACAACGGCCCAAGCUCUAACAGCCAGGGAGAGUGGGAAGUAGCCAAUUUGGACCUGGCCCCUUGGCAGGCUGACUUUAAUUUUGAGGAUGUGUUCAAACCUGUCGCCACUAGAGGGCAGCGCUCGGUGCGGCGCAGCCUGAGGAACAAGGGCAUUGCAGAGAACAGCACAGGUCUCGCCUGGCUGCCCCAGACCCCCCCUGAUUCCACUAAAGAGGCCCGCAGGAGGACCCGCAGCCGCCGACUGUGUGCCGCCCUACCUGUUCAGCCUUCACUCCCAGAGGAGACUCAACACAACGCUUCAUGAGACUUUAAACUAAACACAUGGGACACUCUCUGCCCAUAACUGGAACUAAGCUGAAUAAUUCCAUCACACUGUCAUACAUUGUUUUCUUAAAAUUAAACGGAACGAUUUUCCAAACUACAGCCUGAUUUAUGUUAGGCGAAAACAUUGACGCUUUUGUUCCCUGUUGAAUUAUUAGAACUGACCAGUAAUUUGUAUCCAGUUUCUCUAACCAAACCAGUCAAUACACUGAGAGCCCAAUCAUCUCCGCUGACCACCUCCCAAUCAAUAUCCAACCACUCAGCUGGUAAUCACAGUGCCUCUUCAGUCUCACUCUCCAAAGUCACUGGAUCGAGCAUCUCCAAGUCAAUAUCUGUGUGUUUGUGGAUAGAUGAAGAGGCUGCGCCACAUUCACCAUCUGUCAGACAAGGAUAGGGGUUACUGGAAUAAUGGAAUAGUAA